AUGGAGCUGUCCACGACACUCGACAGUUGGGACUUUGGAGGUUACAUGACCCUACUACAGUGUUGGAUUUACGAGCACUUCCCUAGGAUCUGUAAGCGGGGUCAUAGAGGAGCGGUUCCUGCACAUCUUCCAAGAGCAUGUAGGUGGACUGCAAAACAUGUUGUUGAAGGUGGAUUGAUGGCAUAUCGUCGGAGACUUGAUGCAUUGUUUCUCGAGGAUGUAGUGUUUACACCAUAUGAUGAUGAUCGAGCUAAUCAUCUGUUUGUAUCGAUUUCGAUGUUUUCUGGAUAUCUUCGAUGUGGUGGAGUCUCAGUCCCAUAUUUGCCAGAGCGAUGUCUUCGACAGUUUGGUCGUAUUCAGUGCAUUUCGUGUGACGUUUCUUCGAUGCCGAACAAUAUAGAUUGGGUCUGGCAGACUACUAUGAGAUCAGCUGUAGAGGCCUUUCGAAGACUAUAUCAUGUUGCGACUUUUCCUGGAGAGGUCAAUGUAGACUACUAUGCAUGGUACAUUAGUGUUUCACAUCAUUUGAUUCUCCCUCCAUCCACUGUUGCACCUUCGAGUCCACAUACUACUGCUGCUGCACAUGCUGAUCUAUCAUCUUCUGCACAUGCUGCUACUACACAUGUUGGUCCAUUAGAGCGAGACCGUAGAGCAGCUGAGCUUGUACGUAGGACCAUAAAUUUGGUAACUCCAUUUAGUGAAAUUCAUAUUAAGUGA
Messenger RNA from Cicer arietinum (chickpea), 717 nucleotides. The record is from RefSeq and is a predicted model, not a curated record. Lineage: Eukaryota; Viridiplantae; Streptophyta; Magnoliopsida; Fabales; Fabaceae.